AUGGACCGCCACAAAACAACCGUCUCCAAACUCGCCUCCACAAUCCGCGCCCUCUACUCCUCCCGCACCCCCUACCGCAUCUCCCACGGCAGCACCAACUCCACCCGCCCCCGCCCCUCCGCCUCCACCACCACCACAAUCGACAUCUCCCCCCUGCGGCACGUCCUAUCCGUCGACACCGCCCGCCGCGUCGCCCUAGUCGAGCCCAAUGUCUCCAUGGACCGCCUCGUCGAGGCUACCCUGCCGCAUGGGCUUGUUCCGCCGGUGGUGAUGGAGUUUCCGGGGAUUACGGCGGGGGGCGGGUUUGCGGGGACGGCGGGGGAGAGCUCGAGUUUUAGGUAUGGGUUUUUUGAGGAGACGGUUAGGAGGGUGGAGAUGGUGCUGGCGGAUGGGGAGGUGGUGGAGGUUGAGCGGCCCCGGGAGGGGGGAGAACAGCAAGAAGGGGGGUUGGACGGUCGCGGAGAUUUGUUUCGUGGUGCGGCGGGGGCUGUGGGCACGUUGGGGAUGACGACGUUGUUGGAGGUGGAACUGAUGGAAGCGCGGAAGUUUGUGAGGACGCGGUAUCGGAGGACGAGUAGUGUGGCGGAAGCGGUGGAGGCGGUGCGGGAGGAGAUGCGGAAGGGGGAGAAUGAUUAUGUCGAUGGGAUUUUGUUUUCCAAGGACCAUGGUGUUGUUGUUACGGGUCAGUUGACCGACACCCUGCCCUCGCCGGACCAGAAGAUCCAGACCUUCAGCGGGCCGUGGGAUCCUUGGUUCUAUCUCCACGCGCAGGACAAGACGGCACCUGAAAAGGGUGAAUCCGGCGCGAACCCCGUCGAUUAUGUCCCGCUGGCCGAGUACCUAUUCCGGUAUGACCGCGGCGGGUUCUGGGUCGGCCGGGCAGCGUUUGAUUACUUCCGCUUCGUCCCCUUCACCCGCUUCUUCCGCUGGUUCCUCGACGACUUUCUGCACACGCGCAUGAUGUAUCGCGCGCUUCACGGGUCGGGCGAGAGUGCCCGGUUUGUGGUCCAGGACAUCGCCAUGCCGUUUGAGACCACCGAGCGCUUCGUCGAGUACACCUCGUCUGAGCUGGAUAUCUGGCCGCUGUGGCUGUGUCCUCUCAAGCGCCGCGGUCCGCCGACUUUCCACCCGUUUACCACCCUCCCGGAGUCUGUCAAGCAGACCGAAGGCGGGCAGAAGGAACCCGAUAUGAUGCUUAACGUCGGCGUCUGGGGUUGGGGUCCCUCGGAUCCGGCCGCCUUUGUCCGCAAGAACCGGGAGCUCGAAGACAAGGUCCGCGAACUGGGCGGCAUGAAGUGGCUCUACGCGCAUACCUACUACCCGCAGGACGAGUUCUGGGCCAUGUACGGUGGGCGCGGGUGGUAUGAUGCCCUGCGGAAAAAGUACCGCGCCGAGACGUUGCCGAGCGUGUGGGAUAAGGUGCAUGUUGAUCCGGAGAGUGCGGGGGCGAAGCAGCGGCAUUGGUUGAAGAGGCAGGCACCGCUGGGGGGGUUCUAUGGGAUCUGGAAGAGUAUUCAGAGCAAGGAUUAUUUACUGCAUCGACGUGCGAAGUGGAAGUGGAAGGAGUAG
This is a messenger RNA of Dichotomopilus funicola, 1569 nucleotides long. RefSeq lists its product as uncharacterized. Gene Ontology annotation, molecular function: FAD binding; Delta24(24-1) sterol reductase activity. The record is from RefSeq and is a predicted model, not a curated record. Gene Ontology annotation, cellular component: membrane; cytoplasm. Lineage: Eukaryota; Fungi; Ascomycota; Sordariomycetes; Sordariales; Chaetomiaceae. The coding region runs from base 1 to 1569 and encodes 522 amino acids. The transcript has a single exon. Gene Ontology annotation, biological process: steroid metabolic process.